AUGAAACCCUAUAAUCAAAUUUGUCAUUUAUUUUCACAAUCAGUUCGUUCGCAAACAUUAUUCUCACUUUCAUAUUUUUGUUCUCUUUUUUGUUCUCAAUAUAUUAUUCUAUCCAUCACUAAUUCCAAUUCAUUUUUCAGCGCUCUUCUUUGCGCGGAACACUCAAAACGACAUCAUUUCACGUGCUCCGCCCGACCGCAAAUUUUGUUUCGUCGAAACUCGCCGCCACCUUCACCAAAACCCCAAAACAUCAUUCAUCGGCAGCGACAACAACGGAUAACAGUUUGGCGAGUAGUAGUUUUGGUGGUGCUAGUUUUUGUAGCAUAAGCAGUAGUAGUGGAGGUGGUGACGACAAAAAACAAAACAACAACAACAACAACGACGACGUUGACACAAAAAUCAACACCGAAAUCAAAACGACGCACCAAAACGAAUCAAAUCAGCAACGAAGUCGUCGUCCGACGGCGAUGACUGUUGCGAGUUACAGUAUGGUAUUAUGUGGAACUUCGGAUGAUCACAGAUAUCGUGGAAGAAUUGAAAAGUUUGUUUUACAUAAAGAGCACCAUGAUUUGGAAUUUUCAUAGUUCUACAGUAAUCCUCAAUACAAUUCAAUUUUUGAUCUCUGUGGAUUUUCUACAGUAACCCUCUUUAAUCUUUUGGUUAGGCAAACUUUCUUGUUUUUUCUUUUGAGUUCCUCAAUGAUUUCCCCGUAAUUUCUCAUUGAAGUAACAAAACCAAUGACUCAAUUUUUGUCCCUAAAGGCUUUAUCGAAAACAAAUCAAAAAAUCAUUGUCUCUAAAUUCUUGUGAAAACCGAAAAACUAUCUUUUCACCGCAAACAAGUUUUUGAUAUCAUAUUAUAACUGACUAAUUACGAUGAAAACAAAAAUGACGUGGAUCAUCACAAUUCAAUUUUCAGGGUCAAAUUUGGUGUACCAAUCAAUGAAGCAUUUGCACAUGAUAUUCCAGCAACAUUGCUCAUGUUACUAUUGAAAGUAAACAAAGAUGGACCAACAAAAAAGGAUAUUUGGAGAGCUCCUGGAAAUCAGGCACAAGUUCGAAAAUUAUCAUCGAUUAUGGCACAUGGAAGACUUGUAAAUAUUGAAAAUUUUACCGUAUACACUGCUGCAUCUGUUAUUAAAGUUGGUUGUUCAAACACACCCGAACACAGUUUUACUAAUUAUUUUUAACUUUUCAGAAAUUUUUAUCUAAACUGCCUGGUGGUAUUUUUGGCCAAGUAAAUGAGGAAACGUUAUUCAACAGUGCUCUAAAUGGUUUGGAUUCUGAUAAACAACGACAAGUAUUUUAUCGAAUUUUUGGAUCACUUCCUGUUGGAUCACAACAUUUAUUAGUACUUCUUUUUGGAACUUUCAAAAUUGUUGCCAAUACUACGGAUGGACAUUCAAAUAGUAUGAAUCCAAAUGCUAUUGCUAUUUCAGUUGCUCCUUCUUUAUUCCAUACUUGUAUAACAGAAGGACGACAGGUUUGUGAUUAAAUAAUUCAAUAAGAAUUGAUCAGAUAUGUCAAUAAGGACUUACCGAAUUCCACCACAAACUUCUAGGAAUUUUUUAUAAGUUUUUUUGGUUAGAUAUUACAAAAAAUAUUUUCUGAACUUCUCACUUUUAAUUUUAAUUACCUCUAUUUUAGUCCACAGGUUUCAAAAAGUAAGGAAUAUAUUUUGGUUUCAUGCUUCCAAAAAAUUUGACGUGUUGGAAAAAAGUUCAAUACCGAAUAUCCCUGGAUUAAAAAUUAUAAAACCAUACAAUUAAAUAAAUUCAGGCUCGCGUGGAAGAUCUUCAACGUUUCAAACUUGCUUCCGACAUUGUUCGAUCAAUAAUUUGUUCAUUUGGAGACACCAAACUAUUUCCACGUGAAUGUUACGAGUAUUAUGCACGAUACACGGGUAGAACAUUACGAAUUGAUGAAAAUAGAAUGUUCACCUUUCAUAAUCCCUCGAGUGAGUUUUCUAAUCAAACAUCUCCCACACCACAAACUCCCCCCACAUCUUCUUGCCACUCUUCUUCCACAAUCCACCAUCACAAUCUUCAUUUAGCGCAACAACAAUCUGUUGCACACUAAACUAACAUCCCUCUCUUAAUUACUUACUUACGUAUAUUAGUCUCUUUUUCUUCAUUAAUUAACCGGGUAAUUAAUCUCUCUCUCUCUCUUUUUUUUCAUAUUCACAACUCAAACCCUCUUAUUUUCCUUAUGCAUGUUAUCGCAUGUCCAAAUACCUUCAGAUAAAAUCCUACUGAUUUUUCAUUAUUAUUUUUGAUCUCCCCAAUUUUAUUUUUUUUUUACUAUUAUUAUUUGUUGUCUGGUUGUCUGUCUGUGAUGGAAGAAAGAAAUAAACACUUUUUGUCGUUUUUUCUUGUGUUCAAGCAUGAAUUCGGGCGGGUAUGAAAAAGCACUGGAAUGAAAAAAUAUUCAUUAUUAUGUUUGGGUGUGGUGAUUUGGUGUAGUCACAAAAUCGAUGUUGUUACGUAAAAAGAAUCGGAUAAAAAAACCGAAGCAAACAUUGUGAUUGAGAAAACAAUAUAUAUUUUGUUAAAGUCCCCUGCCUAACAGUGUCCGAUUAUUUAGAUCGUCGCGCUCGUGGAGAAGAAUUUGAAGUGAUUUCUGCACAAUGUGCUGGUGCAUAUUCAUUGGCUGCUCUUCAUCUAAAUGAUAAUAAUCCAAUAUCAACUGCUACAACAGCAACAUCAAAUGAUCUUCGACCAACAACAUCAACCACAAAUAAUAACAAUAUCAACAACAACAACAAUAAUAAUAACAAUCAAAAAUCUCGACUAAUUUCUCGAGCUGGAUCAUUGAAACAACCAAAUCCAAUGAUUCAUACAACUGAUCAUCCAAAAAGAAGUUUUUCAAUUGUUGCCGAAGUUCAUCCGGGUGAUUUGAGACCAUCAAUAAGUUGUGAUUUUUAAACUAUCGCUUUAAUUGUUGUUUGUUUUUUUCGUGUUUCAAUUUGAUUUUUUCAUCCAUUUGCGAGAUUUUUUUAUUUUAAUUCGGUUCUGUGUUUUAACACCUUGAUAUUAUUCAGGGAUGUUUGUUGUGCACACUAUUUUUUAUAUUCAUUAUUUACAUAUGAUUUUGAUUUUUCUUGUGUGAAAUAUUUUAGGUUACGUCGUCUCUCAUUCUCAAUACGUGUGUGUUUUUCCAAAAAAUAUUAUACCAUUCUCCACUUGAUACUUUGAUUUCAAUUUUUUCAACACAAAAAACAACUGAUUGACAUAUCCAUUUUCUCAUUCAUUCUCUUUCUGAAUACAUUAAUUAAUUAUUUUGUGUAGCUCCAAUAAAUACAACUAAAAAGUAUAUUCAAGUAGAAUAGUUUGGAAAAUUUAGGUUUCUAUUCCGAUCCAACAAAGGAUAAUGUGACGCAAGAAAAUCGGCAAUCUAGUCAACUUGGUGGAACUGCAAAAGCGAGAUGUCGAAAAGAUCAAUUGCCUUUUAUAGAAAGAAUCAAUAAUCGACUGAGUAGCAGUGUCGGAGAGGUUUGUGAAAGUUUUGUAUUUUUAGAUAAACAAUUAAACAUAGUUAUUAACCAAGAGAUUCGACUGUGUAUAGGGAGUCCGAACUUCCAAAAUAUAAUUUAGAAUAACAUGUUAGGAUUCCGAAUUAUCAAGAAUUAUCAUCGAAGGCAUGACUUACAAAAUAAUCUAAAAAAAAUGAAUUUUAUCACGAAAGCAGAAAUGAAAAAAAGAGUCACGUUUAAAAAUUAAAAAUAAAUCUAUUUUUGUUCUAUCUAAAAAUUUCAGGUUCUUCACGAAGGGACAUCUGAUAUUGAAGAAAUAGGUGAUCUCGAUUUAGCCCGUCCAAUCACAGCUUGUGGCGGUGAUCGGUCACUUUCAUAUCUUCAAUAUGUUCAUGAUAAUCAAGCACGGCGAAUGAAAAGUCGAAGUGAAUGGUUUUUAUCUCCAAAUGGCUCAAAAUCAGUGGAUUACUGUACAUUAACCCCAUCACCGCCUCCUUUAUCAAUUGAAGUUCCACAGCCAAAACCAAGAGUUCCACUUCAAACAAGCGCAAAAUCAAACAUGUCAUCGAAUGAUAGUCUACCUCGACAAACUCCCGAUCGAAGAAAAUCUCUCAAAUUUCGAACUGCUGCAUUUGCAGCUCAUCCGAGUGUUAGUUCAAAAAACGAACUCAAAUCUCAAGAAAAAUAUUAAUUCUUUUUCAGCAUUCUCUGGAUUAUGAUUCAACACCAAAUCGAUUCGAAACAUCUCGUCUCCGAAGUCAUACUUCUGUUGAAGCUGAAACAUGGUUGACUGAUGUUGUAAGCAGUUCAACAAACGAUGAAGAGAUUCCGAAAAAACGUCGGAGUUUGAAAAAGAAAACAUCUACCAAAUUUUGA
Caenorhabditis angaria is the source of this 4347-nucleotide messenger RNA. The record is from the annotation of a GenBank genome assembly. Lineage: Eukaryota; Metazoa; Nematoda; Chromadorea; Rhabditida; Rhabditidae.